UUUAAAUAAUUAAUCAAGCAACCAAAAACUUUAUGCAAUUGUAGUUCAGCCCUGUCCACAUAACCUGUAAAAUUCACCAAACGACUGUAGUUUUAUUCAGCAGUAACCUACUUAAUUAAAUGAAACUGGAAAUUGUGAGUAUAUAUGACGAGUAUAUCGGAUAUUUUAAAAGUUUACAAAGUCUUUUUGAGGUAUGGAGUGAUUCAUCGUACCAUUGAGCAAUCUUUGGCUUCAUCCUGACGUGAUGCUCCUUGGGACUCGGGAAGCUGACGAAAGCUUGCUCCUGACUUUUGAAACAACUGUUUUCAGGUAGUAUCCGCUAGCUAGCAUUAGCGUACCAGCAUUAGCUAUUUAACUAGCUAGCAGACAAGCCUUUGCUUGUCAAGUCUUGCUGCAAAUACUUUCAAGAACUUCCAGAACUUACUGCUUUUUACCUAACUAUUUAAGGAGAAGCCAGUUAAGGUGGAGGGACACUUCAGCUAAGAUGUCCAUGGACAGCAGGAAGAGAUCAGCAAGUUCGUCCAACUCUGGGAACUUGGUUUUCUGGUCAUCCUCGUUUCUGCGGCAACCAGCCAGGGUCCUGAUCGUGGAGGCUCUGCCACCCUGGUGGUGUGAUACCCGUACAGUCCUCUGUGAUGCUCUUGAUAACUUCCUGUCCCUGGCCUGUAGUCUGGAUGGGCCCUGUAGGAUACCACUGCUCAGCCUGUAUGCCAUCAGCAGGCAGCAGGAAUGUCUUCUGCCAUUUGUGCAGGUUUGUGGUAAUCUCACCAGGCUGCGUUCUUGUGUCGAGGAGCUGAGGUCUAUUCCAGGCGAUGGUUGUAUCAGAGGAGCCGCUAGAGGUGGCGAGCUACUGCGGCAGGCAGUGCAGGACAGUCUGCAGCAGUUUAAACAGUAUAUCAGACAUACCAGUACUGGCAACCAGGCCAGUAACAACAUAACUUUGGAGGUUACUGUGGUGACCAGCCAGCCAGGGCGGGGCAUUGUUCGCCUUUUGGAGACGGGGCUCAAAGAUACUGACCUGGUCUCAAUGAAGCGGCUCCUGGUGGUUCAGAUCUAUAGUGCAGCACACUGGGGCCAGGGCAGCCACUCACCCGAAAACACGCACGCUGAAACUGAAGACAGUCUGAUGUUGGGAACUGAGGUCGACCUGCAGCGAGUGGAAAACAGUGUGUUUGCCAUGGAGACAGUGUUGAAGUCAUGGCUACAAGAGCAGGGAGGAGACAGAGAGCACCUACACCUCCUGCUGCCCAGCCACCAGGACAAUCCCAUCCCAGUGUGUUUGAAGUGUGACAUGCAGGAGCGUCUGAUUAGCCCCGUCCUCAUCCCCCUGAAUCCCAACCUGGGUGUGAAGACUGAGAGCUUCCAGGACUUCCUGUCUGUCACUAAGGGAUCAGCCAAUCACAGCCAACCUCCACGGAAACUCAAAGCAAUCAAGACCCUGCGUGCAGAUGGAGUGUGUGAGAGUGUGUUGUACGGCCUGCCGCUGGUGAUCCGCCCAACCACCUGCUGGCAGCUGGACUGGGAUGAAAUGGAGACCAACCACAACCUGUUCCACGCUCUCUGCCACACGCUCAGGAGUCGUGACUGGUUCCUGCUGCUGCAGGUGGAGCCCACACAGAGGUCUACAGCUGGAGGCUCAGGUGUGUGUUCUCACUACGUCCUCCAGCCAUCCCCGUCUCUCUCCUUCCUGCUGAAGCCUGUGGUCACCAGAGAGUUGCUGCUGCCCUGCUCUCUGCCUGUCUCUCCUCAGGAACCUGAACCUGAUGCCAUGCAGACUAUACAGGCUUGUCUCACUCAGCUGGAUGAGGAGUUUGUGUUCAGCCCUCUCUCUCUGAACAGUAACCUGUACCAGCACCUCAGGAGCAGAGGCCAGUUCUCUCAGCCGCGAUACCCAUACAGGCUGCAACAAGCAGCUGCCCACAGAGACCAGUCUCAACCACUAGAGGGCACUAAAGGCACAGGCAGCAGACUGCCUCGGCAGCCACAAAACCAGGGUCGACUACUGGGAUCGAGCAGCAAGGUCAGGGCUACUGUAGCUCCCUUCCCCUCUUCCUCCUCCCACUCCUCUUCCUCCUCCUCCCUGGGACCUCCUCCUGCUAAGGCCUCUCGUCCAGUUCUGACGCUCCUCAGCAGCAGGAGCAGGAGUGGCGGAAGCCGCUGGGCCCCUGCACCUACUCAGCAGGAGGAAGACAGUGAUGGUGAUGGUGUCUCCAUGGUAAUACAGUAAGAACGCUGGAGAGUGGGUGGAAGAAAGUGGGACGAGAGGGCAAAAAAAAACAGAAACUGGGAAAGGACAGAGAGAGAGGUGGUGAAGUGCAUCCUCAACAAGUCAUUUAACACACACACUUUACAGCGAGCUGCAGAAUAGCUUAUUCAGCACACACACACAAACACACAUUAGGCACAUGGGUCUCCAUUGUAAAGUUUGUUAGUAAUUAGGCAGCUCAUAAAAGCUUUAAAGACUUUGUAAAAAAAAAAAAAAAAAAAAAAAGGGAAACAUGCAUAAUACACACAGCAUUCUUUGCUCUCUAUUCUCCUCACACAAACAGUAUUAGCAAGAUCUGAAUCUAAUUAGCCUCUGUGUGUGUGUGUGUGUGUGUGCGCGUGUGUGCGCAUGUGUGCAUGUGCGUGAGAAAGGAAAGUUUCGAGUCACAUCGAAAUUCAUUCGAGGCCAUCUGCAGAGUGCUGAGGCAGCAAAAAAAAAAAAAAUCACACACCGCGAACAAUGAAGAGGCGGGAGGAAAGAUGAAAAGAAGGGAAACAGCAGGACAAUGGAAGCCU
Scatophagus argus is the source of this 2781-nucleotide messenger RNA. Its product is annotated as meiosis 1 associated protein. The record is from RefSeq and is a predicted model, not a curated record. The transcript has 12 exons. Lineage: Eukaryota; Metazoa; Chordata; Actinopteri; Scatophagidae. Gene Ontology annotation, biological process: male meiosis chromosome separation; spermatogenesis; meiosis I. Bases 485 to 2227 code for a protein of 580 amino acids.